Suillus plorans is the source of this 750-nucleotide messenger RNA. RefSeq lists its product as uncharacterized. Gene Ontology annotation, biological process: positive regulation of transcription by RNA polymerase II. NCBI's taxonomy places the organism in Eukaryota, Fungi, Basidiomycota, Agaricomycetes, Boletales, Suillaceae. The transcript is spliced from 7 exons. Gene Ontology annotation, molecular function: ATP binding; chromatin binding; ATP hydrolysis activity. Gene Ontology annotation, cellular component: nucleus. The coding region runs from base 1 to 750 and encodes 249 amino acids. The record is from RefSeq and is a predicted model, not a curated record.
AUGGGCGGUGUUUUUACCAAGCUCAUUCCCCGCAACACAGACUCGCUGCAUCUGAAAGGCUGGCACCUGACUAUAUCCCCACAGCAGAUUUGGGAUGCUGUCCAACGGCACAACACCGGCGGUCACAAUGCCCUAAUGGCAAGGGAGUCUGGCGCCGACUGCCUGUCAAAAUGGGUCGGUGAGGCUGAAUGCCAACUUCGUCUUCUGUUCGAGGAAGCACAGAACUGCCAACUGAGUAUCAUCUUCUUUGAUGAAAUUGAUGGAUUAGCACCCGUCCAGUCAUCGAAGCAGGAUCAGAUCCAUGCUUUGAUUAUCUCAACACUUCUUGCAUUGAUGGACAGUAUGGAUGGACAUGAGAAUAUCAAGGGACUUGCAAAGUUCACGAAGGGCUACGGUGGUGCUGAUCUUCGGUCCAGUGACCGACUUCUCCUCAAGCCUGAGACUAUUGGUGUCACAUUCAGAGACUUCAUGAUCUCCAUUAAAAAGCUCAUCCCAUCAUCUAGAGCUCGUCCCAUCAUCUGCACGCUCAAGUCUGUCGUCCCUCCUUCGAACUUGAGCCACGCUGAUUCCAGUCGUUACCCCCCGUUUGCAGAUCAUCAGUCUGUCGACCCUCCUUCGAGCACGAGCCGUGCUGCUCAGAGUCAUUGCCCACCAUUUGCACAUACAUUACAACAUCAAUUCAUGUCUCAAUCACAUAUCGCAAACGUCUAUUCCAACAUGCAUAUCACAAACCUCCCACCUCGACACUAA